GGAUAGCAGUUGUGGGACGGGUGCGGGGCGAGUGCACCGCACCUAGGAGGAAAGGAGGGAAAGUCCCAGCAUAUUUGGAAGGAUAAAGAGCGAUGACUACACCAGCAGGCUCGGGCGCGGGCUUCGGCUCUGUGUCCUGGUGGGGCCUGUCUCCGGCGCUCGACCUGCAAGCUGAGAGUCCUCCUAUGGCCCCAGACUCGCAGGCCAAUACAGAGCACGGGACCCCCGAGCUAGAUGUGCUGCUGCUGGGUUCCGUGGAUGGGCGCCAUCUGCUACGAACCCUGGCCCAGGCAGCGCUCUGGUCUCCCAGGAAGUUCCAUUUCUACGUGCUGGAGAAUAAUCUGGAAGCUGUGGCCCGGCACAUACUGUUCUUCAGCCUAGCCCUGGAGGACCCUGAGAAGAUGGGGCUGCAAGAGAGGAGCGAGGUCUUCCUGGAAGUGUGGGGGAAUGCGCUGCUGCGCCCCUCGGUGGCCGCCUUCGUGCGCGCCCAGGCCGAACGCCUCGCACGCUUGGUUCCAGAGCCCGACCGCUUGGCGGAGCAGCUGCCUUGGCUCAGCCUGGGAGCCCUGAAGUUCCGUGAGCGUGACGCCCUGGAAGCCGUGUUCCGCUUCUGGGCCGGCGGGGAGAAGGGGCCCGAGACCUUCCCCAUGAGCCGCCUGUGGGACAUGAGGCUGCGCCACUACCUGGGCUCCCGCUACGACGCCCGGCGCGGUGUCAGCGACUGGGACCUGCACAUGAAGCUUCAUGACCGUGGGGCCCGAGUCAUCCACACCCGCGAGUUCAGGCGCUGGAGGGACACAGGCGUGGCCUUUGAGCUCAGAGAUUCCAGUGCUUACCAGUUGCCCAACCGGACCCUGGCGUCCGGGCGCCUUCUGAGCCACCAUGGGGAGCGCGUGGCAGCGCGAGGGUACUGGGGGGACAUCGCCACGGGGCCCUUCGUAGCCUUCGGCAUUGAAACGGACGAUGAGAGCCUCCUGCGGACCAGCAAUGGACAGCCUGUCAAGACUGCAGGCGAAAUCACGCAACACAAUGUAACGGAGCUGUUCCGAGCUAUGGCCACCUGGGGGCACCCGAGCGCCGCCCCAGGAGACCCUGAUGAGGUUCCAGGCGAAGUAAACGGAACUCCGGAGCCUGCAGCCCCCAGCCCGGGAUCCUUCACUGUCCACUUUCUGCCCCUCGGUUCCACCCAGACACUCCACCACAGGAGCUGCUACAAGGGUCGGUUCCAGCUUCUCUACGUGGCCUGUGGGAUGGUUCAUCUUCUCAGUCCUGAGCUCGGGGCCUGCGUGGCCCCUGGAGGACGCCUGAUUGUGGAAUUAGCCCGGUACCUUGUGGACGUGAGGCAGGAGCAGCUUCAGGGGUUCUGUGACCGGGUUGGGGAACUGGCUCGGGCAGCUGGAUUUGCCCCACAGCCUGGGACCGGACCCUCGGAGAGCUUUGCGCGCUUCUACAAGUGUGAGGACUCUGCUCCCAUAGACGCAGCCGUGGAUUCCGGGAUUCUGCACGCUGAAACCCUGGCCCCGCCCCCAGAGUUACUGGUCCCGCCCCCUGAAGCAACAAAUUCUCCCUCUGAGGACCUGGCCCAGCCCCUGCAAGGUCAAAUCCCACUCUCUGAACCCCUCCAACUGCCCUCAGAGUCUCAGGCUUCACUUGAGGCUUUGGCUCCGCCCACAGGGAGUCAGACCCCCAAACCGGAGAGUCUGCCUGGACCUUCAGAGAUUAUGACAUCCCCCAUCUCUUAACUUCUAAAGUCAGGUCCUGGAAUCAGAACCCUUCUCCAGAACACUCUCCACGUUCUCACUCUGCCCCAGAGGCGUUGCUCGACUUCCAUUCCGUUUCUGAGAUUCUAUAUUCUGUCCCUAGAAUUCUCGGUGGGUUUCUCAGAUUUCUACGCUCCACUCCUGACACUCUAAACGCAGACUAGAGGUCCGGCCCAGGUCUCAGGUCCCCUGAAUGGUCCCCAGACGUCCCAUUCCUCCUCACUGGGUGUUGGGGGAUGUCUCCUCUUCUGGUCCAAAUAAAGAUGGCGGCA
Messenger RNA from Phyllostomus hastatus (greater spear-nosed bat), 2032 nucleotides. It is a transcript of the gene DNAAF3, whose product is annotated as dynein axonemal assembly factor 3. The transcript is spliced from 12 exons. The record is from RefSeq and is a predicted model, not a curated record. Gene Ontology annotation, biological process: motile cilium assembly; axonemal dynein complex assembly. NCBI's taxonomy places the organism in Eukaryota, Metazoa, Chordata, Mammalia, Chiroptera, Phyllostomidae. Bases 93 to 1742 code for a protein of 549 amino acids.